AUGCCCAGACACUGCGCACAAUGCCCGAACAUUUUGGCUUAUGUAAGAAUGAUCAUUUUAAUACUCAAAUUUGAAAUUUGUCAUACAUUGACCGGGCAUUGUACUAGAUUGCCCGAGCAAAGUGUACCCUGCCCAAAUUCAAGUGAGCAAAGUGAAUUAUACAGUGCGCUGCACACUUUUAUAUCAAAUUGCAUUUAUAUUGAUAAUGAAAAAAGUGAUAAUGGAAGGGAAUUCGCCAAUAAAGUUAUUAUUGAGUUGUGUAGUAUGUGGGAAGAAUUUAAGAUUGUCCACGGAAAGCCUAGACACUCGCAAAGUCAAGGGUCUGUCGAAAGGGCCAACCAAGAUAUUCAAAAUAUUCUCGCAACAUGGUUAGCCGAUAAUAAUUCCAGAAAGUGGAGCGAAGGUCUUAAAUUUGUUCAAUUUAUGAAGAAUCGGAGUUUUCACCAUGGUACAAAACGUUCGCCAUACGAAGCUAUGUUCGGAACACAUGCUAAAGUUGGUCUAAAAUCAACCCAAAUUUCAACCGAUUUAAUUUCUACUUUAAAAUCAGAGGAAGAUUUAGUAAAAGAUCUAGACUGUGGAAUUAAUAUCGACAGUGCAAAACAACUUUUUUCUGAUGAAGAUGAAAACGAUCAAAUAAAAUUGAGAAUAGAAUCAAUUUCUUCAAAUCGAUCAAAUGCUGCUGAAAAUCUUAAAGUACAAGCUAACAAAACGAAGAAUUUAUCUGAAGAACGUUUUUUUCCAGGAAAAGAAGGAGAAAAUGUUAAAAUAAAAAUUCCUGAUGUGUAUCGAGCAAGAUGUGAUCUUCGGUGUAUUCUGGGAGUUAUACUUUCUGAUAAUUUAUGUAAAAUUGGAACAAACGAGGGCAGACUACAUCAACUCUACAGUCGGAACCAAUUCACAAUAUGCAAAGAGGUGUUUAUCCAGGCUGAUGAUGUACCACCAGUACAAAUUUCAUUAAGAGAAGUGGCAAGAAAAUCUUCUAAUUUGGGUGGCCAUGGGUACGAUAGGUGUACUUGUUAUACAUUGUGUAAGACCAACCGGUGUAAAUGUAAAAGAUCUGGUCGUCUUUGUAACUCAGUGUCAUAA
Rhopalosiphum padi (bird cherry-oat aphid) is the source of this 1089-nucleotide messenger RNA. RefSeq lists its product as uncharacterized. The record is from RefSeq and is a predicted model, not a curated record. Gene Ontology annotation, molecular function: nucleic acid binding. The coding region runs from base 1 to 1089 and encodes 362 amino acids. Gene Ontology annotation, biological process: DNA integration. The transcript has 4 exons. Lineage: Eukaryota; Metazoa; Arthropoda; Insecta; Hemiptera; Aphididae.